Molecule: messenger RNA, 799 nt
Organism: Brassica oleracea var. oleracea
Lineage: Eukaryota; Viridiplantae; Streptophyta; Magnoliopsida; Brassicales; Brassicaceae
Product: monothiol glutaredoxin-S2
Exons: 1
Coding region: 203-511 (102 amino acids)
Source: RefSeq, a predicted model, not a curated record
CAUUCUCACAAAACCUUAUUCUCCGAGUCGAAUCAAGAGUUUCAUUAUUUAAACCUUUACAAAAAAAAUUUGUUUGAUAUUUCUUUCGCCCGUAAAACAUAUAGAUAUUGAUUCAUACUCAUAAACCUAUUCCAAUUGUAAAACAAAGAAACAAAAACUAAACAGUUUGAUUUUAGCUGUGUGAUACCAUAUAAGACUAGCAAUGGAGAUGGUCACGAGGAUGGUUUUGGAGAGACCAGUGGUGAUAUACAGCAAAAGCUUAUGUUGUAUGUCCCACACGGUCAAGACAUUGCUCUGCGAUUUCGGAGCGAAUCCAGCCGUUUACGAGCUAGAUGAGGUAUCAAGAGGGAGGGAGAUUGAGCAGGCCUUGUUGAGGCUUGGGUGUAGCCCAGCGGUUCCAGCGGUUUUUAUUGGAGGAGAGUUAGUUGGUGGAGCCAACGAGGUCAUGAGUCUUCACCUUAACGGCUCAUUGAUCCCUAUGCUUAAGAGGGCUGGUGCAUUGUGGGUUUGACUUACUAUAUUUAUCUAUAGUUACUUAACACUAUAUAAGAUAUAGUUACUUAACAUUACGUUAAGUACGCAGAAUAAUGUUUUUUGUUUAAAUUUCAGACACAUCUAUGAUAGUUGACAUGGUGAUCAUAUGAGUCCAUGUAAGAUCACUAAUCAGGGUGUUGUCUUUUAAUUGUUUUUGAGCUUAUAUCAGUUAAAAAUGUUCGAGUUUAUAUGAACUUGUAACAAAAUAUAUUGACCUGAAGGAUGUAAUAUAUUAAUUAGAGAGAAUUAUAGUUUUUUUUUCUAA